AUGCCUCACUACACCGCAACCUGGAACGGCAAAGUCCUCGCCGAGACGGACGAAUUCGAGAAGGUCGAAGGAAACAUCUACUUCCCUGUCAGCUCCAUCAACAAGGACUACUUCAAAGAGUCCUCGAACGAGACCGUCUGCGGAUGGAAGGGAACUGCCAGUUACUAUGAUAUCGAUGUCGAUGGCAAGGUCAACAUGGAUGCUGCCUGGUACUAUGCAAAGCCCAAGGAUGCAGCCAAGAACAUCGCCGGCAUGGUCGCAUUCUGGAAGGGUGUCGAGGUCAAAUCGUACGUUUAA
Molecule: messenger RNA, 297 nt
Organism: Gamsiella multidivaricata
Lineage: Eukaryota; Fungi; Mortierellomycota; Mortierellomycetes; Mortierellales; Mortierellaceae
Exons: 4
Coding region: 1-297 (98 amino acids)
Source: RefSeq, a predicted model, not a curated record